UUACCAUUAAAAAGUGCAUCUCCUUCUUGAUUGAACCUGAGCCAGAAUUAUCCUAAAAGGACUAGGCCUAGGGUAGGCUAUUCGCUCAGUGCACUGCUAGUCUUGUACAGUGUAGGCUAUAUAUUUGGAUUUACUCCGGGGAAAAAGAAACAUUGUUAUUGCUUUUAUCAACACAUAAAUGUAGCCUUAGGGCUGUCAGAGAAUGUUUUAUUUUUAACUCACGAAGGAUCCAGGGCUUUUGUGUUUAAUUGCCAGCUUCAGCAGAUAAUUCAACACUAAAAAAAAAAGAACCAGACAGAGUUAGGCUGAACAAGUUGCUAUGGCUAACCAUUCUAAUCACCAUGGUGAUCGGAACGUUGCAGGAUCUGACAGCGUGGAAGAUGCUACUCUGAGGCAUAAUGGGGAAAGGUUUUCCCAUGAAGAGCAGGAGAGAAAAAGAUUGAUAGAAAGAGAUGAUAGGAGGAGAUCUGUUCGUUCUGCAACACCGACAAGGUCCAUAGCCUCACCAUCAGGCAGCACAGGUAGCAGGGCAAGAACACCGAACACCGCUUCCCCGAUCCCACGAUUUUACUCAAACCCACAGAUUCAUCCUGCAAUGUGGGCUGGUGGUAGUGCAGUUGCCCCUGGUUGGCCUCAUGGCAUGCAGAUUCUGACAAGGCAACAGGCUGCCCGCUUUUCAAACGCUCAACACUACGGAAAUUCUCAGCCAAUAGUAGGUCUUGUUUUGGUCCUUGUUAGAAUGAACCGGGUAUUCGUCUUUCUAUACUUAGACUACUAUUGGUAAAAUAUUGUGAAUAAU
Molecule: messenger RNA, 799 nt
Organism: Anneissia japonica
Lineage: Eukaryota; Metazoa; Echinodermata; Crinoidea; Comatulida; Comatulidae
Exons: 4
Coding region: 320-784 (154 amino acids)
Source: RefSeq, a predicted model, not a curated record